CCUACUUUUGGGAGUGAGCAUAACGAGCUAAUGUCAUCUCCAGGCCUCUGGGCCAGCUCCUCCCAUAUGGAGAGGCUCAGAGAUCAUUACCAUAUCCUAAGGAAAAUCAACAAGGGCAAUUAUGCUGACGUGAUGCUGGCCCAGCACUUGUCCACUGGAAUGACAGUGGCCGUCAAAGUAUUACCAAAGGGAGGGAAUUCUGAUCACAUCGCGUCAGAGGUCAACAUCAUGAAAUCACUGCAGCAUCCGAAUGUCAUCAGGUUAUUGCAAGUUAUCGAGACAGAGGAGGAAGUGUGCAUGGUGAUGGAAUACGUGAGCGGAGGAGAGCUGCUACAUCACAUCCGGGAGACCAGUGGCCUGCAGGAGGAGGAGGCUAGAAGAAUAUUUUGGCAGAUCAUCUGUGCUAUUCAAUACCUCCACGAACAAGGCAUCGUUCACGGGGAUCUUAAAUCAAAUAACAUCUUGCUAGAUGAGGAUGGCACAGUUAAAAUCUGCGACUUUGGAGAGGGGACCAAGAUUGCUCCUGAGCAGAAUCUGAACAAGAUCUGCAGCCCUCUGCCAGACACUGCCCAGGAAACACUGCUGUGCAGAAGACAGCUAUUCGCUGGGGACAUUUGGAAGCUCGGUGUCAUCCUCUAUGAGGUCAUGGCGGGGUUAACACCAUUCAAGGAGAUCCAUCCCUUUCGUCUGAAACAGCAGAUCCUGCAGGGCAGGCACUACUGUCCCCAUACCUUCUCCACAGACCUGCAAAAUCUGAUUGGCACACUUCUCACCAUCAACAACUCGCAGUGCCCAACACUAGAGGAAAUCUCGCGGCACCCAUGGCUCCACCAGGGUAAACCACCUUCUCCUCCUCCUCCUGAUCUGCUGCCAGAAUGCCCAAAACCUGAGAUCCUAAAGUUGAUGUUCGCCUUAGGCCACAACCCUGAAGAAGUAAAAGAAUCCCUACGGUUAAAAAAAUAUGACCACCGGAUGGCCACCUAUCUCAUUCUGGAACGCCAAGCAAGACAGGGAACAGGCAUUCGCAUCAGAGUGAAGCCAGCAAAUGAGGGCGACACAUCAUCUCCAGAUCCCACAGAUGCUACCCCCUCAGCUCUCCUCCAGAGCAGUGGUGUCCCUCAGCCUGCCCCCAGAAAUGACGCCUUUCUCCCAGGGAAUCAGCUUGACAGGAAACAUGAGCUCUGCACGACUGCAAAAUGCACCGCAACCUGCCAGCCUUGCACCGAGUCAAUGUCCUCUAGCUCCUGUAAGGAGAGGCUGUGCUGGCAGAGGGUGAAGAGGGGGAUUGCAGGAUUUGUGCAGAAGCUGUGCAGUUGCUGCCUGCUAUCCCAGAAAAAGAACCGAGUGGUUCCAAUUGGAUAAAAAGAUAAGGCCUGAUAAGGACUGAUUGGACAGCAAAGGGAGAUCAGCUAAGCAUGGACUUAAGUGACUACCAGACAUUCAGACCACAAUGUCCCCAGCUUGCCUGAGCCAGAGACCUCCAGCUCAGAAGGAGAGGCACGUAACACUGGCCAACUAGAGGACACCCCCAACAUUUCAGAAUAUCUCAGGAGAAAUAAUCUGAUUGGCUAAGGAGGUUCAGACCCCCCCCAAUCGACCAAUCACUGUGAAGUGAGGUGCUUGGGUAAAUCAGUCACUGAAGAAAAGGGGAGGAAUGAGCUGGAUGGAUAAGAAGCAUGUACUACAGUACCUGGAAGCAAAGAAGAUUUAAACAUGCUUUUAUAUUUGUAUUCAUCACAAAGUUCC
Fukomys damarensis (Damara mole-rat) is the source of this 1746-nucleotide messenger RNA. Its product is annotated as sperm motility kinase 2B. Gene Ontology annotation, cellular component: cytoplasm. Gene Ontology annotation, molecular function: protein serine/threonine kinase activity; ATP binding; tau-protein kinase activity. The record is from RefSeq and is a predicted model, not a curated record. Gene Ontology annotation, biological process: microtubule cytoskeleton organization; protein phosphorylation; intracellular signal transduction. The coding region runs from base 31 to 1362 and encodes 443 amino acids. Lineage: Eukaryota; Metazoa; Chordata; Mammalia; Rodentia; Bathyergidae. The transcript has 4 exons.